This is a messenger RNA of Triticum aestivum (bread wheat), 317 nucleotides long. Its product is annotated as low molecular mass early light-inducible protein HV90, chloroplastic. NCBI's taxonomy places the organism in Eukaryota, Viridiplantae, Streptophyta, Magnoliopsida, Poales, Poaceae. The record is from RefSeq and is a predicted model, not a curated record.
AAAAUGUGCCCACUCACUCAAAACAAUACACCAGCAAACACUCGGCGACACACGACAAACAGCAAGUACUAGCAAUCAUCUAGCCGAUUCUUCCCUUGCUGCAGCAUCUGUAGCUUCCUUCUCGCCUUCGUUCACCUUCCGCGGCUGAUUAAUGGCAACCAUGAUGACCAUGAGCUCCUUCGCCGGUGCCGCCGUCCUGCCGCGUGGCUCGGCCGGCCACUUCGGUGCCCAGUCUCUGCCAGCACUGGGCCGACGCGCCCUCAUCGUCAGGGCACAAACCGAAGGCCCGAGUGCACCACCGCCAAACACACCCAAGG